ACACUGAGCUUGCAGCUUCUCAACCAGGCUAGCAGCAGCACCAUGUCAGACAGCCCUUGCCCCGGAAAUCCCAAGGCUGUCCUAUCUGUGCCCACCGUCUCCACAUGCUCCAAGGGUGGCAGCAUUAGAAAUGCUAUCCGUUUGCCUAGUUCCUGCCAGAGUAGGACGUGGCAACUGGUUACACAUCAAGAAAACUGCAUACCACCCAACAGUGCCCCAGUUACCUCUGAACCUGUUUCUUGUCCAUCAACCUGCUUUCUAGAAACUUCCUGUGUGGGUUUUGUUUGCCAACCUAUAGGUUCACAUAGAGCCUGCUGUGCACCUGACACUGGUGGGACUCUUCAUCCAGCUGCCUCAUGCCAGCCCUGCAGUUUGGAAUCUGCUGGAAAGUGCUGUGACAACAGCCCCUGCCACCAGAGCUCCGACCAGGGACCUGCCUGCACCUCAGCGUCAUGCCGGGAAGCAUGUGACACAUCAGCCCACUGUGAGGAUGGAUCUGGCCAGCCAUCUGGCUCUGAAGCAACUGCCUGUGCUGAGAACCAGUGCCUACCAGCUAGCUGUGAGGCCGGUUCAUGCCAACCAACCUGCUGCCAAGGAGGGUCACAUCAACCCAUCAAAGGUGAAGGUCAGCUCUGCAAGUCAGUUUGUUAUCAACCUAUCUGCUAUAUUCUCAAGCCCUGCCAGUCAGCUCCCUGCAUGCCCAUCUCCUGCCAGACAUUAUCUUGUAUGUUCAGUUCUUGCAGUCAAACUUGUUGUGCGCCCUCCUCUUGCCAGCCAGUUCACUCUCAACUAGCACCUUCAUUCUCCUUCAUUUGCCAGCCUGUGGCUACCUGCCAGUCCCCUUGUUGUGUAAAGAACAGCAGUAAAUCAGCUUCAUGUGUUAUGAUUUCUGGUCGACCCACUUUCAAUCAGAGCGGCUGCCAAUCUCCUUCAGGCCCGCCCCCUUGCUGUGUGACCGGUUUAGGCAAACCUUCCAGCAGUGGCCCUGGUUGCUGUCCACCAAGUUCUCCAAAUGUCUGCCAAGCGGGCAUCUGCGUGCCUGCUUGCUAACAACCUAGUUGUGAGUCCAGCUUUCCUGAGGCCCAUCUUCACAAUGGAACACUUCGCAGCUCAUCUGAGGAUGUGCUACAGUUCCCAAGUGUGGAGCCAUCUGGUGGGUGCCUGCCUCCAGCACGGAUGCUGCCUACUCUCUGGCUUUUCUGGAGCUCAGAGCCAA
Messenger RNA from Phodopus roborovskii (desert hamster), 1216 nucleotides. RefSeq names its product keratin associated like protein 29-1 (gene Krtap29-1). The transcript has a single exon. The coding region runs from base 43 to 1050 and encodes 335 amino acids. NCBI's taxonomy places the organism in Eukaryota, Metazoa, Chordata, Mammalia, Rodentia, Cricetidae. The record is from RefSeq and is a predicted model, not a curated record.